AUGGCGACCAUGGUUCCCGGUCGGAAGCCGCGACAAAAGGAGAGCAAAGAAAGCAAAGGGAUCCCAGCGCUAACCAAGAACGAGGUCAUCCAAAUAACCGCUGCGGAAGCUGAGCUCUCGCCGUUCCAGGAUGAGAAGCUGGAGAUCUACUGCAGAGAGCAUGAUGACAUCGCUGCUUCCUUCGCAGAAGCACGCGAGGGCCGCGGCGUGCUAGCAAAGUUAUAUGACCAGCGGAACAAAGAGAUCUUGGACCGUUUGGUGGCUAUGCGGGCGAAGUCGGACAGAGAAGCCAAGUUGAAUCUCGACCAGCUCAAGGACUUUUGCAAGGAGUUCGUGGACACGGUGGCUGAGCGCAAGAGAACAUGGAAGCAGAAUUUUGCGGACGACAAAAGCGAGCUCACGACGCGAUCUACCAAAAUGGGUGAAACCAUCACGACCUUGGAUGCGGCCAUAGUGCAGGAACAUGAGGAUUGCCUUGCUCACGCGGCCGCUGAGACAGAGCCUUUGCUGGCCGCAUUGAGCAAGCAUAAGGAAUUCCUGGCUGAGCAGGUGGCCGAGCGAUCCGAAGAGCACGAUCGCUUCAUGGGUGACAUGCAGAGCCGCUUCCACUCUUUGAGGCGAAGGCUGGCCGAGGAGCGCGAGGCCCGGCGCCACAGAGGUCACGAAAUGCGGCAGCGUGCCGAAGAUCGGUUCAGCUCGCUGGACAGCAGGAUCAAGCAGAAGGAGCCCGAAGUGCUCAGACAUCUGGAAGAUGUGAGAGCGAGGAUGUCUAUGGAGCUCCAGAUGAGGUCCACGAGCCAAGAGAGCAUGGUGCAAGACAUGAUGCGCUUCAUGGCUCAUUUCGAGAAGAGCAUCUCGGAAUCCGGGGAGCGGCAAGAGAAGACCAAGGCUCACUUGCAUGCGAUGAAGAUGAAGCUGAGAGAAGAGGAGUAG
Symbiodinium sp. CCMP2456 is the source of this 933-nucleotide messenger RNA. The record is from the annotation of a GenBank genome assembly. NCBI's taxonomy places the organism in Eukaryota, Dinophyceae, Suessiales, Symbiodiniaceae.